Laetiporus sulphureus 93-53 is the source of this 1260-nucleotide messenger RNA. Its product is annotated as RNI-like protein. Lineage: Eukaryota; Fungi; Basidiomycota; Agaricomycetes; Polyporales; Laetiporaceae. Gene Ontology annotation, molecular function: GTPase activator activity; small GTPase binding. The record is from RefSeq and is a predicted model, not a curated record. Gene Ontology annotation, cellular component: cytosol; perinuclear region of cytoplasm; nucleus. Bases 46 to 1221 code for a protein of 391 amino acids. Gene Ontology annotation, biological process: nucleocytoplasmic transport; activation of GTPase activity. The transcript is spliced from 2 exons.
AGUAUCUUAACCCUCAACUUACUUCCAUCAGCUUACAGAUUCAUCAUGUCGCACAUAUUCUCACUUCAAGGACGCGGGCUCAAGCUCGACACGAGAGCCGACAUUGAGCCCUACCUAAAGGAUGUCCCGACGACGAUCGAGGAGAUCCAUCUCGGGGGAAACACGAUCGGUGUGGAGGCCGCAGAGACUCUCGCAGAGUUCCUCACGAAGACAACGGCUUUGAGGGUCGCAGACUUUGCAGACAUCUUCACCGGCCGUCUCAUCAACGAGAUCCCGCUCGCCCUCGCUGCCAUCUGCGAUGCCCUCAUCCCCAAAACAACGCUUGUAGAGAUUGACCUCUCCGACAAUGCCUUCGGCGGUCGCUCCGUCGACCCCAUGGUCCCUUUCCUCACGCACAACCGCUCCAUUCAGAUCCUCCGGCUCAACAACAACGGGCUCGGCCCCGCCGGCGGCGAGAUCGUCGCCAACGCACUACUGCGCUCCGCCGAGCUCAGCGCGGCUGCGGGCGAGAAGUCUAACCUGCGCAUCAUCGUGUGCGGGCGGAAUAGGCUGGAGGACACCGCCGCACACGCGUGGGCGGUGGCGCUCGCAGCGCAUGGGGGGCUCACAGAGGUGCGCAUGCCGCAGAAUGGGAUCAGGAUGGCGGGCGCUGCGGCGCUCGUGCAUGGACUUUCGGCCUGCGUGAGUUUGAUGCACCUCGAUCUGCAAGAUAACACGUUCGGCGAGGCAGGCUCUGUGGCCAUGGCCAGGGCGCUCCGGGCGUGGCCUUCCCUGCGUAUACUGAACCUCUCCGACUGCGUGCUUGCUGAGGAGGGCGUUGUAUCUCCGGUACUCGAGGCGCUUGCGACCGGCUCAAACCCGAAACUGGAGAUUCUCCAGCUGCAGAACAACAACUUCGAGGCACGGUCGUUUGAGCUACUUGCUGGGAGCCUCGAGAUCCAUCUACCGCUAUUGACGGUGUUGGAGAUGCAGUGGAAUGAGAUCGAGGAGGAGGACGAGGCGAUCGCGAGAAUGUUGGAGAUGAUGAAGGUGAGGGGUGGCAAGCUUGUACUUGAUGACGAGGAAGAAGAGGAAGAGGAGGAGGAGGAGGAGGAGGAGGAAGAAGAACCACAAGAAACCGAGGACGAAGCAAAGGCGAUCGAGGCGCGCCCCAAGGACGAGUUGGAUAAGGAGGCAGACGCCCUCGCGGAGAGGCUCAGCAAGGUGGAGAUCAGCUCAUGAUCAUUGUAGCAUGGUGCACAAGUUCCAUUUCUAGGUCUU